This is a messenger RNA of Ornithodoros turicata, 938 nucleotides long. Its product is annotated as caveolin-3-like. Gene Ontology annotation, biological process: caveola assembly. The transcript has 4 exons. Gene Ontology annotation, molecular function: molecular adaptor activity. The coding region runs from base 138 to 869 and encodes 243 amino acids. Gene Ontology annotation, cellular component: caveola; plasma membrane. Lineage: Eukaryota; Metazoa; Arthropoda; Arachnida; Ixodida; Argasidae. The record is from RefSeq and is a predicted model, not a curated record.
CGGUCGCCUUUCGAAAACUCAGCGGUCCGCAUCGUCUGCUACUCACCACGGUUUGUCGUGUGCGUGCAGUUGUGAGUUCACAAAGCUCCCAUCCGACAUCCCUUCUUUAGACGUAGUUGUCGCUACCACCCUCCGAAAUGGAAACCAAGGACAAGACAUCCAGGUCCAGCUCAAAGGCCAACCUGAACGAGUCAACGUUGCCGCUCCUCGAAGACGUCGGGGGUGCCAAGGGUGACACGUUGGAGAAAGAAAAGAUUGAAUUGGAAACCAAGGGCGGGGACGUGGCCAAGGACGACGGUGACGCCACCACUGCUGAACCUGGGUCCGAAUCUGGCAGGGAAACCGAAGAAGACAAGAAAGGAAAGAAGAAGAAGGACAAGAAAGAGAAGAAGGAAAAAGUGAAGAAGUGUCACAAGAGGUCCACGUCUUGUGUGGAGACCCUCACCGUAGGCCUUAACCUGCUGGAUCGGGACGAGAAACACGUCAAUGACCACAUUAACCUGGUGUUCGAAGACGUGAUCGCUGAGCCCGACGCGAGCCAUGGCUUCGACGGCGUCUGGAAACUCGCCUAUCUGGUGUUCUCGAGCACCCGUCUGUGGGCCUACCGAUUGCUGGCUGCCUUCCUGGCCCUGCCCUGUGGACUCACCUGGGGACUGCUCUUCUCUCUUCUGCAACUCCUCAACAUCUGGCUCGUGACGCCUCUGCUCCGCGUCUUCGAAGUCGUGCUUCACGUCCUCCACAGGGUCUGGUCUGGCCUUGUCCGCACCUUCCUGGAUCCCGUCUUCAUGUCCAUCGGCAAGGUUGCCGGCGACGUCCGCGUCACAAGAACGCAGGUCUACCCUAAGAACGACUUUGCCCACGACCCAUAAGCACUCUGCAUCAUCAGCAACCUUCCUGUUGACCAAACUUAUCGCUUUUUUUUUUUUUUUUUUGCCACA